Molecule: messenger RNA, 903 nt
Organism: Vollenhovia emeryi
Lineage: Eukaryota; Metazoa; Arthropoda; Insecta; Hymenoptera; Formicidae
Product: protein roadkill-like
Exons: 1
Coding region: 1-903 (300 amino acids)
Biological process (GO): proteasome-mediated ubiquitin-dependent protein catabolic process; regulation of proteolysis
Cellular component (GO): cytoplasm; nucleus
Molecular function (GO): ubiquitin protein ligase binding
Source: RefSeq, a predicted model, not a curated record
AUGGCAGUGAACCGCGUUUCGAAUUCGCCAGUACGAAAAAUUAUAAACACCUCCGUGGAAGAGAACUGGUGUCACACGUGGGCAAAGGUAAUUAAGUCCAACUACACAUGGACGAUACAUAACUUCAGCUUUUGUUGCGAGAUCCAGGAUAAUAUCAAGUCAUCCUCGUUUUCAAUACGAGUAGAUGACAAAUGGCACCUGGAAAUGUACUUCGAUGGCGACGAUGAAGGAGACUGCAUAUCGCUGUUCCUCGUUCUCGAUUCGCACGACACAGCUGAAGUAAUCGCUAAAUUAGAAUUAUCUAUUCUUAAUGGCAAAAGAGAAAAAAUCAAAAACUCUAAAGACUCUAUUUACAAGUUCACCCAGGAUGAUUUUUCUUAUGGCUGGCUAAAUUUUCUUCAGAAAGAUGAAAUUCUGGAUACGGCUAACGGACUGCUGUCAAAUGAUGAACUCACGAUAUUCUGUGAGGUUAGCAUAAAGGCGGACAUUAUAAACAUAUCCUGCCAAAACAAUGUGAUACAAUUUAAUGCCUCGAAGCACUCAUUGAUCAAAGACUUCGAGCUGUUGUUCGAGAACCAAAAAUUUUGCGACGUAACGCUCACUGCCUGCGGGAAAGAGUUCCAGGCGCACAAAGCAAUUCUCGCAGCACGUAGUCCCGUCUUCUUGGCAAUGUUCGAACACGACACGGAGAAGAAUAAGAAAAGUUGUGUAGAUAUGACCGAUUUGAAUCCUGAAGUUCUGAAAAAAAUGUUGCAAUAUAUUUACACUGGUAAAGUGGAAAAUCUGGACAACUUGGAAGGCGAGCUAUUAGCCGUAGCGAACAAGUACGGGUUGGAAAGUCUGAAGAUACUGUGCGAGAAAGAACUUUUUAGAAAUUUGAAACCGCGACCGAUGUCCUCAUAG